This is a messenger RNA of Exaiptasia diaphana, 717 nucleotides long. RefSeq names its product organic cation transporter-like protein. The record is from RefSeq and is a predicted model, not a curated record. Gene Ontology annotation, biological process: transmembrane transport. Gene Ontology annotation, molecular function: transmembrane transporter activity. Gene Ontology annotation, cellular component: membrane. NCBI's taxonomy places the organism in Eukaryota, Metazoa, Cnidaria, Anthozoa, Actiniaria, Aiptasiidae.
UGUUCUUCUGUAAUGCUAUAAUGCUUGCUGCAGGCAUURGUUCGGCACUUGUGGACUGCGUGUCAUUCUUUGCUUUUCUCCGGUUUAUGGUUGGUUUCGGUCUAGUUGGCUGCAUGCUGUCACUCUACAUUUAUGGGAUGGAGUUGGUAGGACCACAACACCGAACAGCAGCCGGGAACGUGCAACACGGUUAUUUCAAUGUUGCUGGAAUGCUGGUGACUCUUCUCUCUUACCUUAAUCCAUCAUGGAGAAUAUUUCUUAUUAUUACUACAGCCCCAGCARYACUUCUUYUGUUUUUCUGGARCCACCUAACAACCUGUCCACCCGCAUGGUUGGCAGUCUGUCCUCGCUACUCUAUACUAACUAUCCAUUUUAGUAAUCCAGCCUUCUUCACCUAUGUACGAAUGGAUGUCAUUCACUAUUUCAGAUGGAUACCAGAAUCGCCACGAUGGCUGGCGGCUCACGAUCGAGUCGAUGAAGCUGUAGUUGCAAUUCAAAAGUAUGGAGCCAAAGAUGGUGGCCCUGUCGAUGUAGAGAAWUUGAAAAGAUUUCUUCAAGAAGYUAGCUCCCAACAGUCAAAAUCACACGCAGGGGAAAAGAAGUACACACCGAUUGAUCUUAUGCGCACUCCUAAGAUAAGGAAAUGGUCAUUAAUCSUUGGUUAUCAGUGGUAAGAUAACUUGUGAUAACACAUGUCAUGGCUUCUCGACAGCCAUU